AUGAAGUAUGCACAAGUAGGAAAUGAUGCAGACGAGCGCAAUGACGGCGUAUCCGUAGCCAGCAGCAAACGAAAGUUUCGACGCCAUCGACGAGUCAAUUCAGGUCUCUCGGAGCCUCUCACGGCGGCUGACUCUUCGGUCGUCGACGAAUCCUUGGGAAGUGGGGCCGUCAACGGGGAUCCUUAUUUCGUAUUUCGAUCAGACUUGCAAGACAAGCUAGAGUUGGUGGAUGAUGCCUUGGCGGAUUUCUUGCGAGUGGUUCAUGAAACUGAUACUGCUGUCAACACACAGGAGUUGAAAGAUGCCAGAAAGAAACUGAAGCGACAUUUAAAGAAUGCCGAGUCGACGCUCCGAGAUGUACAGGCAACUGUACAAGCAGUGGAAAAUGAUCGAGAUAAAUUUCAGUACCUGGAUGAUAGUCAAUUAUUUGAACGCAAAUCGUUGGUGAAUACAUCAAGAGACCGAAUCUCGAAGGCGAAAGAAGAAAUCACUUCGGAAGCUGUCAAACUGAAAAUGCUAGAAGAUGAGAAAAACAAGGCCAUUCGGCGGUCUGGUGAUGGAACCUUGGGGGCAAAAACAGACGUGCAACGACAUAAUACUGAUUUCGUGCUCAAUAACCAAGCGCAAUCAUCAGUUUUGAUGCAACAACAAGAUGAAACCUUGGAUGAAUUGGGGGAUGCAGUGGUGCGAGUGGGAGAAAUGGCAGGAACCAUUCACGAAGAAAUUGAAAUGCAAAAUCAAAUGCUAGAUGAAUUAGAUGAAGAUAUGACAAGAGUCGAAGAAGAAUUGGGCAUGGUGAUGGGAAAGCUUGCGGUAUUUCUCAAGACCAAGAAUAAAUGUCAUCUUCGAACAAUCCUGAUGCUCUGUUUGACUGUGGUUGUCCUCUUCUUCCUCGUCCUUUACACAUAG
Messenger RNA from Cylindrotheca closterium, 909 nucleotides. The record is from the annotation of a GenBank genome assembly. NCBI's taxonomy places the organism in Eukaryota, Bacillariophyta, Bacillariophyceae, Bacillariales, Bacillariaceae.